AUGACAAUGAUGAGCGGCAGCAACAACAACAACAACAACGUUGGACAGUUUGGGAACACAACGCUGACCAAAGUGUUCGUGGGAGGGCUAGCCUGGGAGACUCACACAGACACUUUGAGAGAGCAUUUUGAAAAGUUCGGUGAGAUCCUCGAAGCCGUCAUCAUUUCCGAUAAGCUCACCGGCAGAUCCAAAGGCUAUGGCUUUGUAACCUUCAAGGAAGCUGAGGCUGCCAAGAAGGCUUGCGAGGACUCAAGUCUCAUUAUCAACGGGCGCCGAGCCAACUGCAAUCUGGCUUCGCUCGGUGCACGCCGUCCAAGAUCCUCUUCGGCCACUUCACCACCCACUCCAACUCCUCCACAGCCACAACCACAAGGAGGAUCAAAUGGUGGAGGAAUGAGGAACGCCAAUCACCUCCAGUGGUACUAUCCGGUUGGAACACCUACACCAGCUGCUUCCCCAUUUCAUCAUCAGGCCCUUGCUUUCUACGGGUACCCACCGACGUACAUUGGAACAGACAUGAAUUACAAUUACAAUCAGUGUUUGCAGAAGGUGUGCUACGGAAACGGUGGGGGCUACAUGAAUGGACAGUUGUCGCAUGUGUACCCAAGCCAGGCUAUUGUGGGUGCGAAUACAUUGAUGCCAAUGUACCCUGUCUACCACUUCCCCAGAACCGAGACAAUGGGUGUCCCUGCCCACAUCUUCCAGCCAACCAUACCAACCCAUUUUGCCUCUGUGGCGCCCCCAUCCCUCACUGCUAACACAGAGACAGUUUGUCUGGCUGUGGAAUAG
Molecule: messenger RNA, 789 nt
Organism: Gastrolobium bilobum
Lineage: Eukaryota; Viridiplantae; Streptophyta; Magnoliopsida; Fabales; Fabaceae
Product: probable RNA-binding protein ARP1
Exons: 6
Coding region: 1-789 (262 amino acids)
Molecular function (GO): RNA binding
Source: RefSeq, a predicted model, not a curated record